Messenger RNA from Aureobasidium musti, 291 nucleotides. The record is from the annotation of a GenBank genome assembly. Lineage: Eukaryota; Fungi; Ascomycota; Dothideomycetes; Dothideales; Saccotheciaceae.
AUGCGUUCAUUCGUUUUCUUCUCAACCUUCGUUUUGAGCUUUGCUCUAUUCCAACUUGUCACCGCUCGAGUCACCAAUCCGCAAAAGCGUGCUGAACAGGAUACUAGCCCCAAUGGAGUAGUCCACUUCAUCCGGGAUCUCUUUGGUCUGGCUGCCCGUCAAGAACAAGUCUGCGUUGAGGGCGAUGUCUACACGGAACUUCACGAGUACCCCAACGCCAACGAAUUUUGCAACAGAUUUUUGGGCAAUCCUCCUGAUACUGUUGCCGUUUAUACUACCCCCGUCACGUAA